UUUUGUGGGAUCUAGUGGUAUUGGGUGAAUAAUCUGAGAACUUAGCAACCCAUUUCUGUCGUUAUCUAUUAUAGUCGAGACUCCAACGAUGCCAUGUUAUUGGCUACUCAUUUCAAAAUGUCAUAUUGUCAUCCGUUGAUCCGUCAUCGUAGUGUCAAUACUUUCAAUCGAAGUUUGUAAACAAAACAACAGAUGCGCUAGAUAAUUUGCCAAUGUGCUAUGUUCUUGUUGAAAAUUAUUCAUUAUACACUAAAACUAUACCAGGAGAUAAACUACAAGCUAUUGAGUAAUUUGCAUACAAUAAAACUCGAAAGGAAUUACAAGCGAUGAUGGUCCAAUGGUCUCGGAACUAGCUGGCUGGUUCAGUUAUUGCUGGCAGACUAGGUAUUAUAAUUUAUAAGUUGGAGAAUUGGAAGCCUUGCGGAAAGAUAGGUGGCCCUAAUAAAGUGAUGCACACUGAGGAAUCCUAGAAAAAGAGAGAGAGAGAGAGAGAACAAUCCUGCUCGCCUUGAAGAGGGCCGUAGAGUGAUGUAAAAUGACUGUGACGAUUUGUACCUGGAGGUGUGUCCCUUAUUAAAUAAAAACUAUAUUAAUAAUUCAAAUCAAAUAACUCUAAAGGGAAAUAAAGAGAAUAACAGCCCUAACCAUUGGUAGUGUGGAUCAUACCCCCGCUACCAGUCGGCUCCUAUUUAAUGUUGUAUAUUCGUUAUAAGUAGUUUUUAAAAAUGUAAUUUUAGCAGAUUUUAAAUAAAUAUAUGGAUUCAAAUAAUUAUGAUAGGUCUGCAGAAAUGUUUGUGUCAUUAAUAAAGAAAAAUGUUGAAGAAAACUCCACUCCAUCAAUUAUACAGCCUGCUGUGUCUUUCUCAGUGGCUGUAUAAUUACAUAAAUGGGUCGGGCAAGCAUGGUUACAAUUUACAUAAUGAUUGUGUUUCUGGCACCAGAGCAAUGAAACACACCAUAACCACCAAGAAUUAAACAUACAAUGAUUGCUAAUACAUAUAGGAAGGAGAAACAUGAUCAUGAUUCAUUCAAAUAAUUAAGAAAUGCCCUUAAACAUGUUUAAAUAUAUAGUUUAUUAAUUUAAACCACAUAUUUGUUAUCAUCAUGGCUGAUGAGAAAUAAGCGAAAUAGGCCCAGUAGUUAAGCCAAAAUGUGCAUUAUUCUCUUUGAGCUAAUUUGAACACUUUACAAAUACGACAUUAUAACAGCCGCGCCGCAUGCCCGUUAUAUUCCUAGACAACUUACAACAUUAUAGCUCUUCGGUGGCCAAGAAAUAUGAAGCUGAUUCCACAGAAUUUUAUAUGCAUAACCACCAUACUCAGAGUCAUUUAACGGUUACUUAACCCAUUCCUUACCAGUUGUUUACCUAAAAGUUUUAUUAACGUUUAAUUAAAGUUAUUAUUAUUAAUUAAAGUUUAAUUUAUUAAAUGUCUCUGAGUGCGGCAGUUAGUAUGUUUAAUUGGUAAAUUAAAUAUGUAGACCUAUCUAUAUAACAUCAUUGUGUAUCGCGACGCGGCGUACGUCGAAUGUCACGCAUCCAACCCGUGAAUGUAAUUAAAACUUGUUUUAUUGAGGAGGGAAAGAAUGUAAUCUUUUAGCAUAAAGAGUUUAGACCCUAGCGCAUUUCAAAGAGCCCACCACAGACGAGACCCACUAGGGCCUUAGUCUGCUAACUAUUACAAUUGUGUCAGAAUGGUCGAUCAUUGAGCAGUGCAAGAGGGACGGACCUAUGUAGGUUGUAUAGCUCCUUCCCUCUGGUGUUUGCGGGUCAAGCCCAAUGAUAUACCGCCAUUAUCCCCCACUCGAUGAUAUUCUUCCACAGAAAAGGCCUUUUUUAAAUGAAUAGUAAGUAUUUUUAUGUAUUAUGCCUUGGUAUUAAUGUGUCAUUGCAUAGUAAAGUAACACCAAAGAGUGAAAUAAGUGUAGGGGAAGACAUGGGCACCUAAACCAAACCUUAACUAUAUCCCAGUAGUCCAGUACCCGGAGCUGCGGAUUAUCUACCGGGUUUACCGGGGCAGGAGGCUUGAAGGGCAGGAGUGGUUUUUAGUCAGUAAGAGUCUGAUACUCCCUCUAGCCCGCCCAAGGCUGGAGAAGCCUUUGGAUGAUUUCCCCCCUUAAUAAAAAGAGGUACCUACAGUACUAAAGAGUUUUAUUGAGUAGGUUUUAGUACCUUUAAGUACAAAGGCUGCAGCCAGUACCUACAUAUUGAUUAAAGAAACCAUUGUGUUGACGUUUGACAUUAGGUACUUAUGUAACGUCAAUGUGAAUAAUAAUUUCAUUUUCAAUAUAUAUUUUAAAUAAAAAUGUAUUGUAAAAGGAAGAAGAUAGAGCAACAUGAUUUGGUUUAUGAUAACAAAUCGAGGGAUGCUAUCCCUCAAAGGGGGUAUUACUCUGAACUUGUAUCAGAUUUGACUAAAGAUGACCCUACUAAGGAUAUUUGUACAAAGAAACGAAUGAAAUUGAUAUUGCAGGCUAAAACGGAUAGACUAGCUCCUAUGCUGGUUUCUUUACCGAAACCGCAAAGAGCAAAACUUCUCCUACCGCCUGGACGCUGGACAACUUAUAGAGAAGAUGAGAGCAUUCAAUUUCCAUUUGAGACAUUUGUACCUAAACUGCAAUUUCUUAGCAUUGUAUUGCCUAAAGAACUUCCACGAUUGGUCAAGAUUGAAAGGUUGAGGAGAAAAUUUUUAGCAGCAAAUGUUAAGAAAAUGCUUCGUGAGUUAGGCAUACAACCCUAUUGGUUGUUACCCGUCGAAGAGUUUAAGAUUAAUGAAAUGCAACAUUAUGGUCUUUAUAGUUCAUUUCCUAAGCUGGAUUUGGAAAUAUUUGACAACACGGAUUUUGAUUGCCGGAUUCCUGAAGAAUGGAUGUCUUUGGGUAUGAUUGAAGGGGAACAGUAUCCUUGUCCUGGUUUAGCCUUUAUUCCCAAAGCUGAUGCGAAAUCGACUAGAAUGAAUACCGACUUAAUGCGGACCCUCAAUAAUAUGUAUGAGUGGACAAAUGUGGCUGCUUUAAAAUACGUUGAAAAUGUGGAUAAAUGGGAAGUAAUGGCACUAGAUGGCACUAAGAGGCACUACACGAUUCCUCGUGUACGCCUGAUGUUUAAAGCGGAUGAUCCGGAGACGUUUGCACAACGCGUUAAAUUCGCUGUCGAUCUUAGAAAGGAGGUUGAAAAUAAUCUUAGAUUCUACUUGUACCUUGACUGCUUGUUACUCGAAGGACUGCCUGGCAUACCGCGGCACUAUAUACCGCAAAUAGUAAAAAUGGUGUACAUUCAUCGGCAGGCGAAGGAACUAGACGAAGAACAUAUGAAUUAUCUCAAACGUGAGGUGGAACUCCUCUACACCAAGAUGGAAGGAAAGAUGAAGAUUGUCUAUACUAUACAGAAAUUCAGGGAUCUGUACAACUUCAUAGAUGCACCGACGCCAGACUAUGUGCCUCCCGUACCAUUAUUUGGGAGGCUUCCGUGUGUGAUGGAGGAUUUCCACGGUCGGGUCAAGUAUAACCAGUGGUAUUCAUUGUACGUGCUGACGGAGUCCGUGUCUUGCAUACAUCUGGUCGUCGAUGAGUGUCUGAAGGUUGAAUCGAUGUUAUUCUUCACAGCUAAUUAUGGAAGAAAUGCGAGUUUAGCAGAAUUUGAUGCGGCACAACAGCACUGCACAUCAAUGAUGUUAAAAUAUCUCAACAUCUCCUGGCUGAAUCAAACCGCACAUGCUAUAAGGAUGUCGUUCCGGGAUGUCGGAAAAGGAUGGUUCAAUAUAUACGAAAAGAAAUGGGAGUUCUAUAGAGUCAGUAAGCUCUCAAGAUUCAUGCAACUUGUCCGGUUUAGAAUGCAGUAUGCUCUCCGCUACUGUAUAGAGCAGUCGAUGGCCAUGUAUCUGAAUAUGUUGGAGACUCCAUGCCUGUGCACAUAUAUCUGUGAUGAUGAUUACGAAUGGGACUCUAAAGACCUCAUCAACUCCCCCUUCCGCUCCCCCACCACUACUCUCUUUUACUUCCACCUUAUGAUGUCUGUGGACGGACCUUAUUAUACCACCGAUCCAGCUCAAUUUGAGAUUGUAAUUCAAAGGCUGUUCCGUGAGAUGUUGUACCGCUGCCAUUUCAUUGCACAAGUGCAUCCUAUGAUCAUGACCGGAUUGGUCUUCGAUAAGGAGCUUUAUCUUACAUCUAUUGGUUUGAUGGAACCAAACGUAAACGAAACUCGAGACAGAUUGUUGAAGGCGUACAGGAAAUGUAUUAUACCUCUCAAAGCGUACAUGAGACAGUAUGAGUGUUACAGAGAAAUAUACAUGUUGAACAUUGAGGAAUACGUGGAAAACUUCCGUGAGGAGAAACAUUCCGCUUCUGAGACAAAAGAUGAAGUCCAAAUACACUAUGAUGCGAAACAAGACCUGAUAUGGAGACUGCCUCAGUUCAUAAACAUCGGGCCCUUUGCUAUUAACGUCGAUUCUUUAAAGCAACUGCUGGUUACCAAACGUUCGGAUAUAAUAAGAUCGUUGCUGGUGAUGUGGGCUGAAGAGGUGCGACUGGUGGUCGAUGACGUCAUCACUGCGUACAAGAGCAUCAUGCGCAAGUUGGGAGAGAAACCAAACACUAUUGAACACGUGUUUGAGAUUAGGGAAUGGAUGGAGUCUAUACCGUUUGCUUUGAAGACUCAGGAUGACAUCAUGAGGAAGGUUCACUCGGAUUAUGAAGUGCUAGAACAUUUCUACAUGCCUUUAGAAAACGAUGACUUCAGGGCUCUUUGGGAAGCUGUUGGGUGGCCACUACAAAUAACUAAACAGGUGGACGAAACGAUCCUCUUCCUAGAGGAGGAACAGGAGAAGUUCUGGAAACUCCACCAGCAGGAUGAACAAACUCUAUACGAUAAGAUUGACAUGUUCACUGCGCAGUGUAUGACGCUCACGCUGCAAAACGACUUCUCUAAGGUGCAUGAGAUAGCAAAUGAUAUCAAGAAAGCUUGGAAAGCGAUGAAGGAUGCCCAAGACUGGGGUCGCAUUCUCAACCAGCGGCAGAAACUCUUCGGUCAACCUGUGGUACCAUUUGCUGAUCUUAACAAACUUGUGAAGGAGUUUGAACCUUAUAGGAACCUGUGGGUUACUGCGUCAGAUUUCUUGAAAGCUCGCGAGGUAUGGUUGGACAAUCCAUUAAUGUACGUAGACGCAGACACGAUAGAGCCGAUGGUGAACGAAUACUACAAGACAAUCGUCAAGUGCGUGAGAGUUUUCCAGGAUAUGCCCAAAGUGCAGCAAGUCGCCAUCACUAUAAGGGAGUACAUGGAUGCCUUUAGACCACUAAUACCCAUCAUACAAGCCGUUAGAAACCCUGGAAUGAAGGAAAGGCAUUGGAACGAGUUCAUGGAGAAAGCUGGUAUAACAGUGACCAUGAACGAAAAACAAACCUUCCAAAUGUGCAUAAAGCAAGGUGUGGCCGCUCAUGGGGAGUUGAUCGCGGAGAUUGGUGAACUUGCCAGCAAAGAGUACGUGAUUGAGCAGUCCCUGGACAAAAUGCAAGCCGAUUGGGCCAACAAGGUGUUGGAAGUCAGCGCGUAUAAGAAUACUGGUACUUAUAUAAUGAAGAUAGCAGAUGAAACUCUGCAAUUGCUUGACGAACAUCUCCUUGGUACUCAGCAGUUAGGUUUCAGUCCUUUCAAAGCGGCGUUCGAACUACGGAUCCAGGAAUGGGACGAUAAACUUCGCUUGACACAGAGAGUUGUUGACGAGUGGAUAGAAUGCCAGAAAGAAUGGAUGUAUCUGGAGCCUAUUUUUACUUCGGAAGAUAUAGCUAGACAACUGCCCAUGGAAACCAAGAAGUACGGGACUAUGGAGAGGAUCUGGAGACGCGUCAUGUCGUCUGCCGCCGCAUGUCCUAAGAUCAUGAUCAUAUGUCCGGACAGUCGGUUACUGGACAGUUUGCAAGAAGCUAUUCACUUACUGGCGGUAGUGUCUCGAGGACUCAAUGAGUACCUGGAGCUGAAGCGGUUGAGGUUCCCACGGUUCUUCUUCCUCAGUGAUGAUGAACUGCUGGAGAUACUUUCCCAGUCUCGCAACCCAAGGGCUGUACAGCCUCAUCUCAGGAAGUGCUUCGAAAAUAUUGCCAAGGUUACCUUCCAGUCGGACCUCUUGAUCACUGAAAUGCACUCCAGUGAGGGAGAGGUCGUUGAACUCAAGUACAAGUUCAAACCAACUUCGAACGUAGAGCAGUGGCUGCUUUUGCUUGAAGACACGAUGAGGCAUACAAUCCGCCUGACCUUGAUUGAGGCUUUGGAGGAGUUGUGGCAAAUACCUCGUGUGGAGUGGGUGUUGCGCUGGCCUGGUCAAGUGGUGAUCGCUGGCUCGCAGACCGCUUGGACCGCUGGUGUCGAGAACGCUAUAGAAGAAUACAGAAUGGAGUUCUACUUCGAAGAAAAUCUGAAAAUGCUGGACACUCUCCGCGCCUUAGUGAAGGGAGAGCUGACAUACUUCCAACGCGAGGUGCUGUGCGCUCUGAUUGUGGUAGAGGUGCACGCGCGUGACGUCACUAAGAACUUAGUCGAGGAGAAUGUUCGGUAUAACACAGACUUCCAGUGGAUCUGCCAGCUUCGUUACUAUCAGGUAGUGAAGCCAAUGUACCCGUUGGAGCCGGGUGAGGAGCCGGAGAUCUACCAGGACGAGCUGCGACUAGACACGAGCAGAUACUACCGCCAGUUCAGUCAGAACAGCUGCAAUGUGAAAGCCCUCAACUCCGUGUUGAACUACCAUAAUGAAUAUCUCGGUAACAGUGGGCGGCUGGUGAUCACUCCGCUGACUGACCGAUGCUACUUGACACUGAUGUGUGCGAUGCACCUCAAGUUUGGAGGGGCUCCUGCUGGCCCUGCUGGUACUGGCAAGACUGAGACCACUAAGGAUUUGGCAAAAGCUUUGGCAGUGCAAUGCGUGGUAUUCAACUGUUCAGAUCAGCUCGAUUUCAUGGCCAUGGGGAAAUUCUUCAAAGGAUUGGCUGCGUCCGGUGCGUGGGCGUGUUUCGACGAGUUCAACCGUAUUGAUAUUGAAGUACUUUCAGUUGUGGCUCAACAGGUGGCAACUAUACAGAAAGCUCAGAUCGCUCAUCUGGAAAGGUUCAUGUUUGAAGGUGUGGACCUCCCUCUGAAACCCUCCUGCGCUGUCUUCAUCACUAUGAACCCUGGAUACGCUGGUCGUACAGAGUUACCAGAUAACCUGAAGGCAUUGUUCCGACCUAUCGCGAUGAUGGUACCAGAUUAUGCCCUGAUCGCCGAGAUCUCUCUCUUCUCCUUCGGUUUCUCUGAGGCCAAGAUCCUCGCUGGAAAGAUCACCACCACUUUCAGACUUAGUUCUGAACAACUUUCCGCUCAGGACCAUUAUGAUUUCGGUAUGCGAGCCGUGAAGACGGUGAUCACGGUCGCCGGCAACCUGAUACGGCAGAUGCCCGACGGUGAUGAAAGGCAGAUAGUUCUUCGAGCACUGAAAGAUGUGAAUGUACCCAAGUUCUUAGCUAACGAUUUGGUUCUGUUUAACGGUAUAAUAUCGGAUCUGUUCCCACGCGUGGAGGUGCCUGUAGUGGACUACGGUAUUAUGGAAACGUCCAUAAGGAACAUGCUCAUCAAACGAGGAUAUGACGAUCUUUAUUCGUUUAUAUUCAAAGUGAUUCAGCUGUACGAGACGACGGUAGUAAGGCACGGCCUCAUGUUGGUCGGGCCGGCGGGAGCUGGGAAAACUAAGUGUUAUGAGACCCUACGUGACGCGUUGACUGCGAUCAAGGGGAAGCUAGCUCCUGAUGGGUUUCCCUUCACUCCCGUGCAUACUUUCGUUGUCAACCCCAAGUCUAUCACCAUGGGCCAGUUGUACGGAGAGUUCGACUUGCAAACCCAUGAAUGGACGGACGGGAUUCUUUCGAGUUUAGUCCGUGCAGGUAUCGCAGUAGAAGAUAUGGAUAAACGCUGGUACAUCUUCGAUGGUCCAGUGGACGCUGUGUGGAUUGAGAACAUGAAUACGGUAUUAGACGACAACAAGAAGUUAUGUUUGUCUAGCGGCGAGAUAAUGAAGCUGACGGAGCGUCAGCGUAUGAUCUUCGAAGUGGCUGACCUGACUGUGGCCUCGCCCGCCACUGUCUCCCGAUGCGGCAUGGUGUACCUGGACACACAAGUAGUGGGUCUACCACCUCUUGUUAACGCCUGGAUUAAGAGCAAUCUUCCUCCGAUAGCAGAUCCCAUCCGUAAGCUGUUGGUGCCUCUCAUCACAACGUACUUGUACCCUGCACUGGAACUGCUGCGUUCUGAGAUGACGGAGAUCGUGGUCUCCAUAGACUCGGCCCUGGUCCUCAAGUUCCUCGAACUGCUGGAUUACAAGUUGAGGCCUCUGACUGGAAAGGACGAUAGGCCACCCCCACCACCCAACUUCCUUUCUUUGAUGCCUCGUUUGGCGCCCUUGUGGGUAGUCUGGUCCAUCAUUUGGUCGGUGGGAGCGACCUGUGACCUGAACAGUCGCGGUGUAUUCUCUGAAUUCAUAAGAAAAGUCACCACCGAAAAUGGAUUCAAGCCUUUAUUCCCGGAAGCAGGAAGAGUUUAUGAUUACACGCUCCAUGAUGGGGGUUUCACAGACCCGACUGAAGACGGAGAACCAGCCAGCCCAUACUGGUACAACUGGAUGGCAAAUAUGGCACCAUACGUAGUUGAUUCCGAGUGGCAGUACGCAGACAUUGAAGUCCCAACGCUGGACAACGUACGAAGCCAAGCGCUACUAGGCUAUAAGAUUGUGAAUUACAACCAUGUGAUAUGUGUGGGGCCCACCGGUACUGGCAAGACGGUCUCCAUCACAACGAAACUGGCACAUGGAUUGCACAAGAAAUUCAUUUGCGAAUUCCUUGUAUUCUCAGCCAGGACUUCUGCUAAUCAGACUCAGGACGUGAUAGAUGGAAAGUUGGAGCGUCGUCGACGUGGUGUCUUCGGUCCGCCUCCUACCAAACGCCAGGUGUUCUUCAUAGAUGACCUGAACAUGCCAGCACUCGAAGUGUAUGGGGCUCAACCUCCCAUUGAAUUGUUAAGACAGUUUAUGGACUUUGGAGGUUGGUACGACAGACACAACAUCGGUGAGUUUAUGACGCUGGUGGACGUGGGUAUCGUGGCGGCGAUGGGCCCGCCCGGCGGCGGCCGGAACCCAGUCACCAUGCGCCUCAUGCGGCACUUCCACUACAUCUCCUUUACAGAGAUGGAAUAUUCCAGCAAGUAUGGAAUUUUUGACACAAUCCUUAAAUCUUGGACUCGAAAUUUCGACCCAACGAAAGCGAUCAACCUAAAGGAGGGACCGUUCCUCAAGGCUUCUCUAGACAUUUUCAGUGCUUUAGUAGAAGAGUUACUACCUACCCCUACAAAGUCGCACUACACCUUUAACUUGCGAGACCUUAGCAAAGUAUUCCAAGGGAUUCUGAUGAUGGACCCAAAAUCUGUGACUGAUGUGGACGAUGUGAUCAGAUUGUGGUACCAUGAACAUCAGCGAGUGUACCAGGACCGAUUGGUGAACGACACUGACCGUCGAUGGUUCACUGAUUUAAUGCAUAAGAAGUUACGUUCAGAAUUUAAUAAAGAACCAGAUGACUUGUUGGCUGAUCGGAUGAUGUUGUUCGGGGAUUUCAUGGACCUGGGUGCUGAUGAUAGGAAGUAUGUCGAGAUUGUCGACAAAGAAGAGUUGAAUUACGUGUUGGGGCAUUACCUCGAGGAGUACAAUAUAGCGACGAUGGCUCCCCUCGACUUGGUGUUGUUCGAAGAUGCCGUGGCCCAUCUUUGCAGGAUAGCACGCAUCAUGAGACAACCCAUGGCCAAUGCGUUGCUUUUGGGCAUGGGUGGAUCAGGUCGCCAGUCGUUAUCGCGGUUGGCAGCCAGUAUGGCGGAGUUGACUUGCAUUCAGAUCGAGAUCACGAAAGCCUACGGGAUCUCGGAGUGGCGCGAGGAUCUCAGAAUGACCAUGAUGAAGGCAGGCGCUGAGAAUAGAGGCAUAGUGUUCUUAUUCUCUGAUGCACAGAUAAAAAUGGAAUCGUUCCUCGAGGAUCUAAAUAACAUCCUGAGUUCUGGUGAUGUGCCAAAUAUAUACGAGCCGGAGGAUUUAGACAAGAUAUACCAGGCAGUGCGGCAUGCUGUGAUGGAGAUGAACCUGACAGCCACCAAGACCAACCUGUUUGCUUGCUAUCAGAGAAGAGUUAAGAGCAACAUGCAUAUUGUUAUAGUCAUGAGUCCUAUCGGCGAGAUAUUCAGAUCUCGUCUCCGUCAGUUUCCGUCUCUGGUGAACUGUUGCACUAUUGACUGGUUCAGCGAAUGGCCGAAGUCUGCGCUCGAGUCGGUUGCGUUUCACUUCUUCGAGAGUAUGGGGGAACUGACAGAGGCUUCCAAUGAAAUACUUACAGCUAUGGUGUCAGUAUGUUGCUUCGUGCACCAAUCUGUGGUGGAAGCCAGCGACCGCUUCAAGGAACAGCUGAACCGCAUCAACUACGUGACGCCCAUGUCUUACAUGGAGAUGUUGGGCGCCUACUCUGAAAUGUUCCGUAAACAACAGAAGGCCAUACUCAAGGAGUCUAGUGCGCUGAAAACUGGGCUGAACAAGUUGAAUCAGACAGAAGUAGAAGUGAAGGAGUUGCAGAUAGAGUUGGCGGAGCUGAAACCCUUGAUGGAGAAGGCGGCUGAGGAGACCAGGCAGGUCAUCGAACAGAUCGCCACGGAUACUGCGAUUGCUGAAGAAGCUCGCGAGAAAGUUGAAAAGGAGACUGUGAUGGCGGAAAAAUUGGCUGCUAUUAACGCGGCCAUUUCAGAAGAUGCACAGAGAGACUUGGAGGAAGCGAUGCCAGCGCUGCGUGCAGCUGAGAAAGCGCUUCAAGAGUUAAAUCGUAACGAUGUGGUGGAGGUUAAGGCCAUGAAGAAACCACCAGCUGGAGUCGUACUGGUCAUCGAGUCUCUUUGUGUGGUCUUUGAUAUCAAACCCAUAAAGGAGCCAGGCGCAUCGUUUGGCGAAAAGGUCCUGAACUAUUGGAAACCUGGUUCACUAAUGUUAUCUGACCCCACGGCCUUCCUUGAAUCCCUAAUAAAGUUCGACAAGGAAACAAUUACAGAAGACAUGAUCAAAAAACUGAAACGUUUCGUCACUAGCCCGGAUUACGACCCUGCGAAGAUUGUGAAGGUGUCCAAAGCCUGUCAAUCAUUGUGCAUGUGGGUGCAUGCUAUGUAUAAAUUCUACCACGUCAACAAAGGCGUCGCUCCCAAGAAGGAAGCCCUGGCCAGGGCUACUAGGGACUUGCAGGUAGUUGAAGCCAUGCUGGCUGCUGCUAAAGCGAAAAUGCAGGCGCUGCUGGAGGGCAUCGCGAAGCUAAACGCAUACCUCGUUGAGAAAGAGGAGGAGAGGAAACGGAUGGAAGAAGACAUCAACCAGUGUUUGGCAAGGAUGGACCGCGCUAACAGGUUACUGAACGGCUUGUCAAGCGAACGCGUUAGAUGGAUCAAAACUAUUAAGGAUUUGGACAUCGCCAAAGUUAAUUUGAUAGGAGACAUAUUGCUAAGUGCAUGUGCUGUAGGAUAUAUUACGCCGUUUACAGACGAAUUCAGAAGGACACUUCUUGACAAAUGGAUUAACCACAUUGAAGCAGUGAAAGUCCCCCAUACGCCAGGCGCCACGCCUCUUAAAACGCUAGGAGAUGCUGUGCAGAUCAGGACGUGGCAGAUGUAUGGCCUACCUCGUGACCCGAUGUCCGUGGAGUCGGCGGUGCUGAUGUCAAACUCCCGCCGCUGGCCGCUCAUUAUAGACCCUCAGACGCAAGCCAAUAAGUGGAUCCGAGCCAUGGGUAAAUUAGAAGGUUUAGUCGUAUGCAAACCCAAUGACAGGGAUUUACUGAGGAACUUCGAGUCGGCACUGAGGUUCGGCAAACCAAUACUACUGGAGAAUGUAGGAGAAGAUAUAGACCCGGCCUUAGAUCCUGUACUCAAACGUCAAUAUUUUCGUCAAGCGGGUCAAUUGGUGCUGAAAUUAGGUGACUCCCUAAUUCCGUUUAUGGCUGGUUUCAAGCUGUAUAUCACUACCAAGCUGCCGAACCCCAAGUAUAAGCCGGAGACCUCCGUAAAAGUUAUGGUCGUGAACUUCGCUCUGGUACCCAGUGGUUUAGCAGAACAGCUCCUAUCGAUCGUGGUGGCUCAAGAGCGACCUGAUCUUGAAGAACUGCGCGGUCAGCUGAUCGUGUCUCGAGCACAAAUGGCUUCCCAACUCGCGGAGAUGCAAGCAGAUAUCUUGUACGGUCUCUCUAACAGUAUUGGCUCGCCCGUGGACGAUGUACCGCUCAUUUUGACCCUGGAAGCCAUUAAGAUUAAGAGUGCUGAGAUUCUUGUAAAAGUAGAAGACAUAGAGCGUACAACGCUAGAGAUAGACGAAGCACGCAGCGGCUAUGUACCAGUGGCAGACCGCGGGUCUAUUCUCUUCUUCUGUCUAUCCGACAUGGCCAAUGUCGAUCCUAUGUACCAAUACUCUUUAGAAUGGUUCGUCAAACUUUUCGUCAGGGCUAUGGCGGAAACUGAACCUAAUGAGGACAUUGUGGAGCGUGUAGACGUGAUAAUAGUACAUUUUACGUUCAUAUUAUACCAAAACGUAUGCCGCAGUUUGUUUGAGCGCCACAAGUUAUUGUUCGCCUUCCUACUGUGCGCGCGUAUACUACUCGACAAGGGAGUCAUUCGAUAUGAGGAGUUCAAUUUCUUACUCAAUGGAGCCAAGUUGGAUGCCGAAGAACCGAAUCCGGAUCCGAAGUGGAUAUCUCCAAGGGUGUGGUUGGAGAUCCAGCAGUUGAACACUGUUCCCACAAUGAAAGCAAUCGUGCAGGACUUCACGAACAAUGCCAAGUUCUUCAAAACUUAUUACGACUCCCAUAUUCCACAUAAGUUGCCGUACCCAAAACCGUUGGACACUCAGUACGAUCUGUUCCAGAAAAUUCUGAUCCUCAAGUGUCUUCGGCCUGAUAAGAUUAUACCAGGGUUCCAGGACUAUGUGAUGGUAGGUCUGGGAGCCAGGUUCGUGGAGCCCCAACCAGCAGACCUGGCGGCACUCUACGCAGAGUCAGAUCCUCUCGCACCCAUAAUCUUCGUGUUAUCUACUGGAACUGAUCCUGCAGCUGAUUUAUUGAAGUUCGCGGAUAAGAUGAAGAUGGGCAAGCGUUUUGACAGCAUCUCCUUGGGCCAGGGUCAGGGGCCGCUGGCUGAAAACAUGAUGAGGGUCGGCUGCGACUUCGGAAACUGGGUGUUCUUCCAGAACUGCCACCUGUCCCCAUCAUGGAUGCCUGUUUUGGAGCUGCACGUGGAACACAUCCAGCCUGAACUGGUUCACAAAGAUUUCCGCCUGUGGCUUACUUCUACACCAUCGCCCCACUUCCCAGUUGCUUUACUGCAGAAUGGUUACAAAAUGACAGUGGAGCCACCUAGGGGCAUAAAGGCGAACUUGCUAAAGGCCUACAUGAAUCAAGUGCCUGAUUUCCUUGAAUACUUCAACUCACAGGAUCCUAAAGUUCCUAAUUUUAAGUGGCUCCUGUUCUCCCUCUGUCUGUUCCACGGCGUGGUAAUAGAGCGUCGUAAGUUCGGACCUCUCGGCUUCAACAUACCUUACGACUUCACCGACGGAGACCUCAGGAUCUGCAUCUCACAGCUCCACAUGUUCCUUAAUGAAUAUUCCGAAGUACCUCUUAGGAUGUUGACAUAUACGGCUGGUCACAUCAACUACGGCGGUCGGGUGACCGAUGAUUGGGAUCGCCGUUGCCUAUUGUGUUUGCUAGCAGACUACUAUACUCUAACCGUUCUUACUGACCGGUACGUCUAUGAUGAGACCGGGGCAUACAAACAGCAACCGGCUACAUCGAACAUAGACGACUACACGAAGUAUAUCCGGACUCUGCCGCUGAACGACGAUCCCUCCCUGUUUGGAUUACACGCCAAUGCUAACAUCAGUUACGCUAACGCUGAAACCACAUCGUGUAUCACUACGCUUCGUGACCUGCAGCCGAAGGAGGCGGUGGCUGCAGGAGGUGCCUCCGUGGAGACUAUCAUCGAGCAGGCUGCUAAGGACAUCAUCAAAAUUCUACCCGAGAUCCUUGAUACUGAGCGUAUCGCCAAGACAUAUCCAGUAUCGUACAAAGAGUCUUUGAACACUGUUUUGAUACAGGAAGCUAAUCGCUAUAACAAGUUGUUGGGCGUCAUACGAUCUUCUUUGCAGGAUCUCCUGAAAGCUUUGAAAGGUUUGGUGGUGAUGUCAGAAGCGCUGGAGAAUAUGGCUGGAAGUCUGGCCAAGAAUGUGGUGCCUUUGAUGUGGAGCUCCAAAGCAUAUCCUUCGUUGAAACCCCUCGCUGCCUGGGUAAAGGAUCUGUGUCUUCGAGUGCAAUUCAUGAAGGAAUGGGCAGCGCAAGGCAUUCCAAAGGUGUUCUGGAUAUCUGGUUUCUACUUCCCCCAGGCUUUCCUCACGGGAGCCCUACAGAACUACGCUAGAAAGCAUGUGAUUGCCAUCGACACCGUCGCCUACGCGUUUGAGGCACUACCACAGCCUCCAACCAAGAAGCCGGAGGACGGAUGCUGUGUCCGCGGUCUCUUCCUCGAGGGUGCGCGGUGGAACUUAAGUGACAUGUCCUUGGAAGAGAGCAGACCCAAGGAACUACAUAUGGGUAUACAAUUUCGUAUGAUAAGUCUAGCCCUGUAUUGAUACCAGAGCUACCAUCCAUAUAAUCUUCCCCUUUCGUAAAACCUAAAAGAGUUUAGGGAGUAAAUUGACUAACAGACAUAGUCACAUUGACAGAGUCUGGGUUCUCUGAUAAACUUACCCUAAGUAGUACGUACUUAGUACGAGUAUGCUUUACGUUUAAAGUAUUUGAAAUGAAAGCGCGUUCGGCGCUCUGAUUAGUUAAUUUGAACCAGCCAAUCA
Spodoptera frugiperda (fall armyworm) is the source of this 14918-nucleotide messenger RNA. RefSeq names its product dynein axonemal heavy chain 1. Lineage: Eukaryota; Metazoa; Arthropoda; Insecta; Lepidoptera; Noctuidae. Gene Ontology annotation, molecular function: minus-end-directed microtubule motor activity; dynein light intermediate chain binding; dynein intermediate chain binding. The transcript has 86 exons. Gene Ontology annotation, biological process: microtubule-based movement. Gene Ontology annotation, cellular component: dynein complex. The record is from RefSeq and is a predicted model, not a curated record. Bases 2304 to 14699 code for a protein of 4131 amino acids.